AUGAACGAUGAGGAGAGGCAGGCGGUGCUGUACCGAUCGGUGCGAGAAUUCCCCGACUACCCCUCCCCCGGGGUCACCUUCCGAGACAUCACUCCGAUCCUGAAGGACCCCGAGGCUCUGCGCUCCGCCAUCGAUCUGUUUGAGAGCCACUUACAGAGGAACUUCCCCCAGGUGGAUGUGAUCGCCGACUCUCGUGGUUUCCUGUUCGGUCCGGUCUUGGCACAGAGACUGGGAAUUGGCUUCGUAUUGAUUCGGGAAAAAGGGAAAACUUCCUGGACCCACCGAGUCCGUGUCCUACACCCUGGAGUAUGGAAAGGCAGAGAUUGAAAUUCAGUCGGAUGCUGUGGAUCCGGGACAGAAAGUUGUCAUCAUUGAUGAUCUGCUGGCUACAGGAGGAACCAUGAAAGCCGCAUGUGACCUCCUGCAACGGAAACACGCCGAGAUCCUGAGCUGUUUGGUGCUGAUUGAGCUGAAAUCCUUGAGAGGCGCAGAGAAGCUCCAACCACACCGAGUCCACUCCCUGAUCCAGUAUGACUGAGGAGGGACUGCUGGGGGUCCCGGAACUACGAGGACCUGACCGCCUCAU
Molecule: messenger RNA, 586 nt
Organism: Staurois parvus
Lineage: Eukaryota; Metazoa; Chordata; Amphibia; Anura; Ranidae
Source: the annotation of a GenBank genome assembly